CGUUCAUCUCACAGCCCAACCCAGCCCAGCAACCGCGAAUCCGUGUUCAUCUCCCUACUCGAUCGGCAGCCGCAAGAGCUGACCCUCCGCUUCCCCCCAAAAACCCUAGCCAUCCCAGGUUGCUCCGGCCGCAUCCCCGCCGACCGCCGACCGCCGACGAUGCCUCCCAAGGCCAAGAAGGACGCUGCGCCGUCUGAGCGCCCCAUCCUUGGACGCUUCUCUUCCCACCUCAAGAUCGGGAUCGUUGGGUUGCCAAAUGUUGGCAAAUCAACUUUUUUCAACAUAGUAACGAAGUUGGCUAUCCCAGCUGAGAAUUUUCCUUUCUGUACCAUCGAACCAAAUGAAGCACGGGUGAAUGUUCCAGAUGAACGGUUUGAUUGGCUUUGCAAACUUUACAAGCCAAAGAGUGAGGUGCCUGCAUAUCUUGAAGUAACUGACAUAGCUGGGCUUAUUAGAGGUGCUCAUGCUGGGGAUGGUCUGGGCAAUGCAUUCCUCUCACAUAUACGUGCUGUUGAUGGAAUCUUCCAUGUCCUAAGAGCAUUUGAAGACGCAGAAAUUACUCAUGUUGACGAUACAGUAGAUCCUGUUAGAGACAUGGAAACUAUUAGUGAAGAGCUCAGACUAAAGGAUAUAGAGUUCAUGAAAAAGAAACUUGAGGACCUUGAUAAGUCAAUGAAGAGGAGCAAUGAUAAGCAGCUCAAAAUUGAGCAUGAAUUAUGUGAGAGGGUCAUAGGCCAUCUUGAGGAAGGGAAAGAUGUCCGUUUAGGAGAUUGGAAAGCUGCUGACAUUGAGAUCUUGAAUACAUUCCAGCUACUUUCAGCUAAGCCAGUUGUCUAUUUGGUGAAUAUGAGUGAGAAGGAUUUCCAGAGAAAAAAGAACAAGUUUCUACCCAAGAUACAUGCUUGGGUGCAGGAACAUGGUGGUGAAACCAUACUUCCUUUCAGCUGUGCUUUUGAACAGAAACUAGUGGAUAUGCCAGAAGAUGAAGCCGCCAAAUAUUGUGCUGAAAACCAGAUAACAAGCAUGAUCCCAAAAAUUAUCAAGACUGGUUUUGCAGCAAUUCAUCUGAUAUACUUUUUCACUGCUGGUCCUGAUGAGGUAAAAUGUUGGCAGAUCAGACGCCAGACUAAAGCUCCUCAAGCUGCUGGUGCAAUUCACACUGAUUUUGAAAGGGGUUUCAUAUGCGCUGAGGUAAUGAAGUUUGAAGAUCUGAAAGAACUGGGCAGUGAAUCUGCUGUAAAGGCUGCUGGAAAAUACAAGCAGGAGGGGAAAACCUAUGUGGUCCAGGACGGGGACAUCAUCUUUUUCAAAUUCAACGUGUCUGGUGGCGGGAAGAAGUGAAUAAUGUAUGAAGAUGGUAGCAUCAACAGUGUUUUACGUCUUACCCCGAAUUUCUCAUUCAACAGUGUUUACACCUUGCCCCGUAUUUCCACAUUUUUGAGGUCGCUUGCCAGUAGCUCUAGGUUCCGGUAUCGAAAACUUGUACAACAAGGCUCCAGACCGUUGAAGGAUUUGUAUUAAUAACAUGCACAAUUGUAUGGC
Zea mays is the source of this 1542-nucleotide messenger RNA. Its product is annotated as GTP-binding protein PTD004. Gene Ontology annotation, cellular component: cytoplasm. NCBI's taxonomy places the organism in Eukaryota, Viridiplantae, Streptophyta, Magnoliopsida, Poales, Poaceae. Gene Ontology annotation, molecular function: ATP hydrolysis activity; ATP binding; GTP binding. The record is from RefSeq and is marked validated.